Messenger RNA from Gaeumannomyces tritici R3-111a-1, 3498 nucleotides. RefSeq names its product rho GTPase activator Rga. Gene Ontology annotation, biological process: regulation of GTPase activity; signal transduction. Gene Ontology annotation, cellular component: cytoplasm. The record is from RefSeq and is a predicted model, not a curated record. Lineage: Eukaryota; Fungi; Ascomycota; Sordariomycetes; Magnaporthales; Magnaporthaceae. The transcript has 5 exons. Bases 1 to 3498 code for a protein of 1165 amino acids.
AUGGACGACUAUCUUGAUAGUCCUAUGGACGCCGAGGAUGUCUUCCCCUGCAAAGGCUGUGGAGAGAUUCUCGAAGAGGGCAAGGCGUUCGAGCUGGCUGGCAACCGAUGGCAUCUCAACUGCUUCCGCUGCAACACGUGCGGCACGCUGCUGGACUCGGACGCAAACCUACUCCUCCUUGGCGAUGGCUCCUUGAUCUGCAACAACUGCACGUAUAGCUGUAGUGCAUGUGGGAACAAGAUCGAGGACCUGGCUAUCCUUACCGGCGAUCAAGCCUUCUGCGCCACCUGCUUCCGCUGCCGGAACUGCAAGAGGAAAAUCGAAAACCUGCGAUAUGCCCGAACCUCGCAGGGCAUCUUUUGCAUGAGCUGUCAUGAGUCGUUAAUGGCACGACGGCGAAAGAAAUCGAAAGCAGCCGCGCAGGCCAAAGCGAGGGAGAAAGACGGCUCGCCCAUGAUAACAGACAAGUCACUUCCGGCCCUACCCCCCAGCGCGAUCCCGCCGAAUGCCUUCUCCAACGAUCGAGUCUCGCCCGAGGACACAGACACGCCCACCGAGCUGUCACCCAGGCCCCGGACGACGCCUGGCUUCCCGUCCAAAAACGAAGCCGAUUCUAGGAGCAACUCGCGAGCUGCUCUCUCUCCGGAGCCAGCGUCGGAGCCACCUGUGGCAAGGGACACCCAUGGCCUGGCUCCCGCGAGCUAUCGCAACAACCGCAACUCGUCCAUGUUCCACGCACCCCCUGACCUUAGCGGCGGCGUCGAUGGCGAAAGUUUCUUCAUCCCCGUGGCCCUAGACCCGAGCCCAAUGCCUCCCACAUCCGACAAGCGCGCAAAGGACAAGGACUACUUUUCGGCGGCCGGGGGGACAGCCCCCGACCACAAGAAGUCCGACUCUCAAACGUCGACGCCCCACAUCGGUCUCCAGGGCCGACAUCCAUCAUCCGACUACGAAAACACCCCUCCAAAGAUGCCGAGCCGCAAGCUUUCCAAGUCGUCGAGAGCAGGAAGAGAUGGCCAGGUCAAGCACACCGCGGUUGCAGCAGACGACCAUAUGCGCAAGAUGCCGACCAGUCGCACGGAGGAAUUUAAGCUCCAGGAAGCACCAAAGAGCAAAAAGGCCAUGAGCUCGCGGAGCAACUCGCAGUCUGGCCUUCUCAUCGACAACAGUGGCAAUGGGCUUGCGCAGAGGAAGAAUGAAAGCCCUCAGUCCAACGAAUCGCCGCAGAACAAGCUAGACCGGACCAUCACGUCCAGGAGCUCGCCCGAGUCGCGCUACGGGGAUGGGGAUGAUCCCAGACAGUCUAUCGACUCCCUAGCUUCUAGUCGCACGGAGAUGAGCUCCUCGAGGACAGUCCUAAGAAAGGAGCCGCCGCAGUCGAGUGGACAUCGCAGUGUCAACGGUCUCCAAGAAACACCGCCAGGGCCUCCUCCUCGGCCACCACUACCCGAGAACAAGCUGAGCGACACAUACAUGCAGCCUCGUGCGCCCCCGCCGCCACCAGUAUAUGCUACCCCCAAGGAGGCCCAGACACCCCAACGCGGGGGCGACCCUUCCUCGCCCCAGCCAGGCCCCUCGCCCGCACUGCCCAAAUGGAGCGCUACCGGUGACUUCAGUAUGGAUGAAGACAUGGCCCGCAUACUAGGGACGGACGAAGGAUCUUCCUCCAUCUUGCGUCGUGUCUCAAAUGCUGUGAGACACGGCCGCAACAACAGCGUCGAGUCGGGCGCCACACCCAACACCGGGCGGACUGUUGGCCACGGUAGGAGCAUGAGCGACGCGACGCGGGGGACGUCGUCUCCUAGAUGGCCCAAGACUCCCAUCGCGGAAGACCCGAAUCAAGGUCAGGACAUCAGCAGCCCAAUCUCAGCCAACGGAGCGACUCAGGAUGAUCCGGCCUUCCUUAAGAGGCAACUUCGGCACUCUGAGAACAGGAUAGCUGAGCUGGAGCGACGGUUCAGCGCUGGGGAUGACCUGGUAAACCUGAACAAGAAGCUCAUCGAGAAGAGGAAGACGGUGACGGUCCUUGACACGCAGGCUGAAAUCAUGGUGCGCGAACUCGAAGUGCUGGCCAAGGUGGUUGAGCGGGGCAAGCAGAACGGCCAGCCGGUCGACGUGAGGGAGCUGCAGGAGACGGUGGUCAAGGAGCUCAGGCAAAAGAUCGAAAAGUACACGCAGUCGAUGACGGCCACUAUCGAGCAGCUGAUUGCGGAGCGCGACCAACUGGUGGAAGAGAAGAACCGGGCCAUGGCGGACAGGGACCGGGCCCUGCUCGAGUUCGAGCAGCUGUCGUCCAAGAACGCACAGCUGGCCGACAUGAACAAUGACCUCACCCACCAAAUACAGGAGCGGUUCAAGUCGCAGGCAUCGGACCUCAAGUCGCCCAACGGACUCGGCAUCUACCCGAAUCAGGUCCAGAAGGGCCCCAGCAACGCCAUGAGCAACUUUGAUUCGUCUAGCAUACAAACAGGGGCCACUCUUGUGACGACUGACGUGGAUGAGCCCAUACUCGAGGGCCCGACCGUGGUGAACAUCCGCAAGGGCCAGGUCAAGAAGUUCAACUGGAAGAAGGGAUCCAAGACGGUGGCGCAGAACCUGACAAAGGGCAUGAACCGCGCCGUGGGAGCCUUCCAGAACGAACGGGAGCGGGGAGGGCAGUACCAGGGUGGCCUGACGGCGGACAACAUCGGCCUGCCGUACAACAUGACGGUGGCCCAGGUCGAAUUGCCAGCCACGCCUCUGGGACCUGUCGGCCCCAACGGGCCGCAGAACCGGCAACCCAGCAGCGACCACAACGCGCGGCCGUUCGGAUUCUUUGGCAAGAAUAAGCAGCAGCAGCAGCAGUCCAUGGGCAAGUCGAUGACCAUGUCCAAUGUGUCGACAGCAAGUUUGGCGGCCGAGCCGCCAAACGUGCUCUUUGGCUCGGACCUUGUCGAGCGGGCUGAUUAUGAGCGACGCCUGAUCCCAAGUGUGGUGACGCGGUGCAUAGAGGAGGUCGAGCUGCGCGGCAUGGACAUGGAGGGUAUUUACCGCAAGACGGGCGGCAACUCGCAGGUGCGGACGCUGCAGGAGGGCUUCGACAAGAACGACGAGUUCGACAUCUCGGAUCCCGGUCUGGACAUCACGGCGGUGACGAGCGUAUUGAAGCAGUAUUUCCGCAAGCUUCCGACUCCCCUUCUGACGUAUGACGUGUACGAACGCGUCCUGGAGUCAAAUACCAUUCCCAAUGAGAAAGAAAGGUGUCACCACCUGCGGGCGACCUUCAACAUGUUGCCGGAGCGCCAUCGGCAAUGCCUCGAGUUCUUGAUGUUCCAUCUCGCGAGAGUUGCAGCACGUGAGGCCGAGAACCUGAUGCCUCCUAAAAAUCUGGCCGUCGUUUUCGCGCCUACCAUUAUGCGGGACCACAGUCUCGAGAAGGACAUGACAGAUAUGCACGCAAAGAACCUGGCGGUGCAGUUUGUGAUAGAGAACAGCCACAUCAUAUUUGCGGAGGACUGA